AUGGCAACUGCAGAAGAAAAGGAAUUUCUUUUGGGUGAGAUUUCACAGGAGAAAGAUCUACAUCAAAAGACAAUUGCUUGCUUCGAACAGGAGAGAGAAAAGAAUGCAAAGUUGAUCGAAGCGGAGAAGGGUGAAGACGAGGUGGUUGCGCGUGUCCUCGAGUUGCAGCGACAGAUUGAGAGUGGCGCCAAAGAGAGUGGUGAGUUGCGCGAGCAUAACCGACUGCUCGCUGAGGAGCGACGUUCCUUCGAGUUGAAGUGUGAGGAGUUCGAAGAGAUGGUGCGUGAACUGCGCCAAACCAUCGAUCAAAACGAAACUCAAGUGGAAACCGACACAGAACUCCGGCUGAAAUACGCACAGCUACUCACCAGUUUGGAUGAAGAGAAAGUCAAUCUUGACAUUGCCAAUGAAACCAUCGAUGAACUUCAUGAAAAGUUGAGAUUCUAUGAAUCUGGUGGUGGUGAUGGCGGUGAUAGUGAUGAUAGAGUUAGUAAUCAUGAAUUAUUCCAACAACAACAACAACAGGAAGAGAUUGAAUCUUCAACUUCAACUUCAACUUCUUCUUCAAGUACUUCAACUGUAAUUAAUCAACAACAACAACAACAACAACAGCAAUUUAAUGAACAAAUAAGUGAGAAAGAAGCAAAGUUGAAAGAGGCAUAUGAAAGUUUGGUGGAUGAUAAGAAAGAACUUGAGAAUAUGAUUGAACAAUUGAAAUUGGAAUUACGUUCAGUUCAAGAGUUAUGUUCAAAACAACAUUCAACUACAACUACAACGACAACCGCAACUUCGACAGCGGUCAACGAUGAAGAAUUAAAGAAAUUAAGAGAACAAAUCAAACUUGAAAAAGAGAGCUCAAUUGAUUAUCAAACUAAAUUUGAAAGAACAACAAGACAAUUGAAUUUAUUGAAAUCAUCGAUGGAAGAGGAAGCAAAGAAGAAUCAGGCAAUUAAAUCAGAGUUGGAGAGUAGAGUCAGUGAAUUAACAGAGGAGCUUUCUCAACAACAGAUAAGAGAUACAAGAUCGACACCAAACGAACAACAUCAACUCCAUUCACCAAUCGUUCAAGAAGACACAACCGAUAACAACAAUAACAUCGAUCAGGAAUCAGUCGAAAGACUAUUACAAAUUGAAACUAAAUAUUUAGAGAGUUUAGAUUCUAUUAAGGAUUUAACAAUUACAUUGGAGAACGAAAGAGAGUUUAUUAAGGAUCUCACCGAGAAAUAUGAGUCCAUGAAAAAAAAAAAACAAUCUUUGAAGAAACAAUUGAAGGAGUUGAAGGAAGAUUAUAUUAAGGUAGUGGAGAAACAUACCGUUGAAUUGGAGCAAAAGAAUACAUUAAUUAAUACAUUAAACGAAAGAAUUGAAAUAUUUACAAAGAAUUAUGAAAAUACAGAGAAUGUAUUGGAUAAAUAUACGCUGUUGGAGAUUGAAUAUGAUAAAUCUCUGAAAGAACUGGAAAAGAAACAGACACAAAUCAAUUUAUUGUUGGAGAAGAAUCAUGAGCAUUUCCAAGUGGAUGAGCGAAACACCAAGCAAAUCGAGGCACAAGAGAAUGAUUUACACCGACUGGCCAAGCUGAAUAGCGAGCAAAGCGAGGAACUCGAAACGAUGCACCAACACUUUGAAACUAUGAAGACACAUCAAGCUGAAUUACAAACACUUUACGAUGAACAAGUGGAAACUAAUAAGCGACUAAACGAACAACUUAAAUCUAAAUCUCAACAACAAUCUCAACAACAACAACAAUCUCAACAACCACAACAACAGUUAUCUGAGGAAAUGGUGAAAGAGUGGAAAUCAAAGGUUGAUCAAUUGAAUAAUGAGGUCAAUGGAUAUAAAGCUAGAAUCAAAGCGAUGGAGAGUGACCAAGAAGAUCUCACUAGAACAAGAGAGGGAUUGGCAGAGUUGGAGAGGGAGCUGGAAUCUUUGGAGAACCAAGAAAAGUCAGCCAAACGAUUGUUGGAUGUUGCCAACAACGAGCUGGCAACACUGAAAGAGGAACUAAAGAUGACCAAAGAGGAAGCUGAAGUCGCCAAAGAGGAGCUGGAGAUGCAAGAGGUGUUGGCCAGUGAAAGCCAAGAAAAGGUGGAGCUACUCGAGAAAGAAAAGUUGGAGUGGCAAUCCGAAGAGAAGAGACUGAUGGAGAACUCUGAACAACUGCAACAACAACUGCAACAACUUCAACUGCAACAACAACAACUAUCUCAAGCUGCACUGGUACAAAGACACAAAGGUCAUCAUCGUGAAAACAGCUUAACGAAACUAUUUACCAAUGUCGCGGAUACUGCUACCAACUCGCAGUCAUCCGAUGAGUAUAAACAGAUGUACGAUAAGCUGUUGCAGGAACACGAGGAUUUGCAAAAGAAGUUGGUUCGACUGACCGUCAAGUACAAUGCGGUCGAGAAGGAUUUGGAGAUUUCGCAAGCAGAGCAUGAACGCUACCUUAGGGUGAUGCAAGACUACGAUGUCAAUCGUAAGGAGUUGAGAAUGACCAAAGAGAUCAUUCAGCAGAUCGGUGCGCACAUGGCAGGGAAGGGAGAAGAUCAACUGUUCAAAAAGAUAGAAAAGACCUACAGCGAUAAGCAUAAGCGUUCCGUUAACUUUAGUGACAACAUAGAGUACUCUGAUGUCUACACAAAGAAUGUCAUGCCAUUCUUAAACACAGAACAAAAGGAGUUUGUCGGUAAAAUUAAGAAUCUUCAGCCAGACUACAAUAUCGACCGAUCGAAACUCUGGGAAAAUACCAACAAUAAGAUCAGUUUUACUGAUGAUCUCGAAAGAGAAUAUGAAGACAAUGAUGGAGAAGAGGAAAUCGAUGAUGUUAUUAUCCAUGACGAUGAUAACGAAGAAGAAGAGGAAUAUGACGAUGAAGAUGUAGAUCGUGAACUAGAAUCAGAGAUUGUUCUUAAUGAAGAUAGUGAAGAUGAUCUAGUAGCUGAUGAUUUAAUAGACGAUGAAUAUGACGAUGAAGCUGUAGAUCGUGAACUGGAAUCAGAGAUUGUUAUGGAUGAAGAUGAUGAUGAAUAUGACGACGAAGCUGUAGAUCGUGAAUUGGAGUCAGAGAUUGUUCUAAACGAAGACAGUGAAGAGGAAUAUCAAGACGAUGAAGUGGGAGAGGAAGAGGAGGAUGAACACCAAGAGUACAGUGAAGAGGAAGUACAAGAAUAUCAUCGAAUCCAUGAAGAAAUGGUGGAGAAACUAGAGACCUACGAAAGAGAAUUGGAAUCGCUUGGUGCAACCGUUUCCUCUAACAUCCAGGAGAUUCAAUCGCUACAGCAAGAGAAGAACUACCUCAAUGAUGUCGUAAGAGAUGCCAACAAGGUCAUCUGGUGUAUUCUCGGUACUUUGUUGAAUAUGAAUAUGAAGAUGUCGUCAUCUUCCUCAGCUUCAGCUUCAUCUUCGAUGCUGCAGAGUGAAGAAGAGAAUAACAGUGGUGACAGUGAAGGAGACAGCCAAGAGUAUCCAUUCGUUGCCAAACUCAAACAGAAUAUGAACAAUCUCGAGAAGACAGUUCAACAGAUUGCAACUUUACAACCGGCAACCAAUGUUAGCUCCACUCAGAUGAAGCGUGAUCUCGAGUUGUAUGAACAGGAGAACAACAAUCUGGUUGCAGAGAUUCAGCUGCUCAAGAAAGAUCAACUGUUGAUGAAGCAAUACAUUGAGAAUCUUGAGGAGCGUGCCGACGGUUUAGAGUCAAAGAACAAGCAACACCAGCUCUAUCUGACUACCGAACUUCUUCCACUGUUGGCAGAGAUCAACAACCAACUGGAGGUUGCCAUCCAGCAACGAACCGACUUGGUCAAGCAACUCAAAGAGAGACAAGAGCGUAUUGCCUAUCUCGAGCAACAGAACCUCAAUACCUCACAGGAUCUCGAAGUUACCAAAACCGAAUACCAAGUACUCUACGAUACCUAUGCUGCUACUACCACUAUUGCCGAGGCGGUAAAGGAAGAGCACAACAAGAGUAUCGAAAGUAAAGAUAAGAAGCUGGCAGAACUACAGAGUCAGAUACUUCAACUGCAACAAGAGAAUCAGAGCUAUCGUGAGAAACAACAUGCUUUGGACACCACAGCCAGCAGUGCAGAGCAGCAUCAACAACUCCAACAAAAGUUGAACGAAGAUCUCCAAAGAAACGAGAACGAGCGAAAACAACUACAAAGUGAAGUGGAUAAGCUAAAGAAUCAACUUGGUGAUCAACAAUCGAAACUUCAUCAAACCAACUUGGAGUCACAACAAGAGAUCGAAAGAUUGAAACAACAAUUAAGAGAUCAUCAAAAUCAAUUGGAUACACCAUUUGGAACUGGUGUAGUACAUAAUCAACAACAGCAACAGCAACAAUCAACAAAGGAACAACAGCAACAAUCAACAAAAGAACAACAACAAGUAUCUCAACAAAAAGAUAAUAAUUCAAAUAAUUUGAAAUUGGAUAAUGAUAUUACCAAUUUACUUAACUAUACAAAUCAUAUCAUUAAUAGCAAUAGUAGUAGUAGUAGCAAUUUGGCGGCAUCGGCGGCAUCGUUGUCGAAUCUUCACAGAAGUAAAAGUUAUAAUGCACUUUCAACACCAAUGUCUUCAAGCAAAUCACAACCAACAUUCACGCCACCACCAAACAUCUCCAAUACUACAACUACUACAACUACAACUACAAGCAACAAAUCAACUCCAAAUCCAAUGGGUGGCUAUUCACAAUAUCUCGAUGAAUUAAGUGAUCAACACCACCAACAACACCAACAUAUUAAUAAUAAUAUUAGUAGCAGUGUAAACCAAUCAAUGUCAACUACAUCAACAUCAACUUCCAAUAAGAAAUACUAUCCAACAUCAACGAUUACCUCACCUCCAACAACCACUACUACCAUAGUCCCAGAUGUCGAAUUGAUAACCGGACACAACGCAACCAUUAAGAGUAUCGAUGAUGUCCUCAAUAACCAAGAGAUUGAGAGACUCACCAAUAGUAGUUCACCGAUGUACUAUGACCAUUCAACACCUAUUUCACCAAUUGCGCCAACACGUGUUCUACCACAAUCGACAACAACAACAGCUCCAACAGUAUCACCUUUUGGUAAUGCAAUAUUCGGAUACUUUACUCCUUCCAACUCGACAACAGCAAUGCCAGUAACUGUACAUACAUCACCAACAACAACCACUACAACAACACCAAUAUACACCUCACCUUUCAGAACUACAACAAAGCCACCAAUAUCCAAUUCAUCUUCAACUCAUCACCAAUAUCCAAUGUCAGCAAUUCAUACACGAUCGAAACCAUUCACACAAUACAGCUAUAGCGGUAGCAAUAACUAUCGACACACCAACGAGUCAAAUGAAUACAAUAAUAACUAUAACGCAUCGGGAAGUAAUAAUCUAUUUGGAUACAGUAACUCUGCACCUACAACACCAUACAAACAACAAAGCAAUAGACUAUUCGCCAACCAACCUAAUCAAACACAAGACUUAUCAACCUCCUACUUUGACGAGCAACUAAUGGAAAAACUCAAAGAAAAAGAUGAAAUCAUACAUUAUCACGAAAGAAACGAACUUUUACUCUUGAAAUCACAACUAAAAGAUUUGAAACAUAUAUUAGAUAAGACAACAAUACAAUCAUAA
Heterostelium album PN500 is the source of this 5604-nucleotide messenger RNA. RefSeq lists its product as uncharacterized. The record is from RefSeq and is a predicted model, not a curated record. The coding region runs from base 1 to 5604 and encodes 1867 amino acids. The transcript has 5 exons. Lineage: Eukaryota; Evosea; Eumycetozoa; Acytosteliales; Acytosteliaceae.